Molecule: messenger RNA, 534 nt
Organism: Paracoccidioides brasiliensis Pb18
Exons: 2
Coding region: 1-534 (177 amino acids)
Source: RefSeq, a predicted model, not a curated record
AUGACAUCUGCAACUCAGUAUCUUAUACUAGCUGGGAAAAGUCUCACCAACCCAGCCACACAUCACCGUCAACCUGCCACCAGCCACCCCCUCCGUGAUCAAUACAUCAAUACAUGGUGGUGGGAUUUGAACCCACGACCACAAGUUGUUGUUGUCUCAGCAGAGGCUCUCAUUUCCACGCCAUCACCGCACAAUUGGAGGCAGCUUCGAAUUCGCAACGGAGAAUUGACGGGGCUAGGAGCUACCUCGACAGGCAGAUUGGGAGAAAUAACAUUGGGAUCCCGGGUUAUUUAUAACCGCCCAAGCCCGAACUUGGGAGAUGGAGAUGGGGGGGAAGAGAGGGAUGAACGACCAUGGGCCUGGAAGCGCAAGAAUCGAGUCGAAGCCGGGCGAGACCUUUGGUUGUUGCACCUAACAACCAACAACUGCUUGGGGCGUAUGGGGCUAGCCGUUGCCCCGGCCGUUCGCCCCGGCCGUCGCCCCGGCCGUCACCCCGCCGCAAAUGAUGGCACACGAGCGUGCCUAAUUGGAUGA